This is a messenger RNA of Lampris incognitus (smalleye Pacific opah), 2085 nucleotides long. RefSeq names its product X-linked inhibitor of apoptosis (gene xiap). The record is from RefSeq and is a predicted model, not a curated record. The transcript has 9 exons. Gene Ontology annotation, biological process: positive regulation of protein ubiquitination; negative regulation of apoptotic process; regulation of cell cycle. The coding region runs from base 509 to 1915 and encodes 468 amino acids. Gene Ontology annotation, cellular component: cytoplasm; nucleus. NCBI's taxonomy places the organism in Eukaryota, Metazoa, Chordata, Actinopteri, Lampriformes, Lampridae. Gene Ontology annotation, molecular function: ubiquitin protein ligase activity; cysteine-type endopeptidase inhibitor activity involved in apoptotic process.
GUUUCUUUAAAAAUUUAGAAUAGCGACUCAGUAAAUUUGUAUAUCCGCUAAGCUUUUUUUUGUAUUAAGUCAAAAAAAAUAACUGAUUUUUGAUCGUGUUCAUCAAGUCUAUCCAAGCGCAAAACUGGUUCGCUUGUUUAUUUAUUUCGUGAUUUCUUUUGUGUAACUUUUUGCAGUCAGGUGAACGCGCAAAGAAGAUGCGCAUUUUUUCACCACCGCCGUGUCGACUUCCGGGUUUCGAGUUCGUGUCAUGGACGUUGCCCUCUGAAGUCUCACAUUUAAGAAGGAGUCGGCAAUCGCUUGGUGGCCCUGUCGGAGUCGGCUGGUGUAUUUGGGGUCGUUACUGAAAGAGUGGACAUGGCCAGUCAACGCUGGUUGAUUUAUCGUCACGUGCAUACAGAUGUCUAAUCUUUCGAAAUGGCUUUUAUAUUUUGGGCCCAGUUAACACGAUGCUAAGAUCUUAAGGGGAAUCAUCAAUCUUCUCAAAAGUGUGUGGCCAGGUGCUAGAAUGGCUGAUCUCAGACAAAACAGUGACUUGGAAACAGAUUGUGCUGUUGACUGGUCCUUGCUGAACAGUCGCCUUGACUCGUUCCGUGGCUCUAGCUUGGCCCAGCAGUUGUCAGCAGAGAGAUUGGCUCGAGCUGGCUUCUACUUCACAGGCCAGGCCGACCGUGUCCGCUGCUUCAGUUGCCGGAAGACUGUGGAAAACUGGUGCAGGGGUGACACACCUGUGGAGAGGCACAAAGAGGUUUCCCCAUCAUGUAAGUUUCUCAGCUGCGCCCAUCGUGGGAAUUUCAAUCCAGGUACUGUUGCCACUCUGACCAAUGGUUCCUCCUACAAUGAGGAAGCAGAAGAGAUGGAGUUUCGUUUGAGAACAGGAGAAGUAGUGGAUGAGUCCACCUACCCUAUGGCCCAUCACAUGAGAAAUGAGUACACCAGGCUGCAGACCUUUGCUUCAUGGCCCUCCAAUGCUCCAGUGAGGCCCCGAGAUCUGGCCCAAGCUGGACUUUACUAUCUGGGGGAGAAUGACGGGGUGCAGUGUUUCUGCUGUGGAGGCAUGCUGGGGGGCUGGGAAGAAGGGGACACAGCAUGGGGGGAACAUUCCAGGCACUACCCCCACUGCUUCUUCAUCCUCGGGCAUGAUGUGGGCAACAUCCCAUCUGAGGGAAAUACAGAAGAAGAGGGGGGAGGGACAGACAACAGACAGCAUAUAAGUACUCGUGUCUCCAUGGAGUGCUUUGAGGAGAGGCUUAGCAGUUUUGAUGGUGUCCAGCACCCCAUUGACCAUGACCGCCUUGCUAGAGCUGGCUUCUACAGCACAGGAGCUCAAGACAAGGUGUUGUGUUUUCGCUGUGGGGGAGGACUAAAAGGCUGGCAGCCAGAAGAGGACCCCUGGGAAGAACACGCCAAACACUAUCCAGGAUGCAGUUUUCUAUUGGAAGAAAUGGGACAGGAAUUUGUCAACAGUGUUCAGCUAAAAGACCCUCGACGGAGCAGCGCUGCUUCAAGUCAUCAGAAUGGAUUUUCCAGUCAUGCUGAAGUGCUGCAGUCAGCCAUGGCUCAGAAAGCCAUAGGGAUGGGUCUGGAUCCUGCUGUGGUGGAGACUACCAUCUUGGAUAAGAUCAGUAGGACAGGGUCAGACUACUCCAGCAUGGAGGCACUUAUUCAGGACUGCCUCGGCAAAACCCCUGAAAGUCAUGUUGCCAGGUCAGAGGAGCAAGAUGAGGACCCCCUGGAGAAACUCCGGAAACUGCAGAGGGAAAAGCAGUGCAAAGUAUGUAUGGACAGAGACAUCUGCAUUGUCUUCAUCCCUUGUGGUCACCUGGUCACUUGCAAGGAAUGCUCAGAGUCUCUCAGCAAGUGUCCAAUCUGCUGUGGUGUCAUUGCACAGAAGAUCAAAACCUAUAUUGCCUAACUAGGCCCUGUAAUCAGGACCCAAGCUAAGACCAAUCAAAAUGCUGCUGCUUUUUGACAUUUAAUUUUAUAGCUGUUUUGAAAAUAAACUAAAUGUACAUAAGGUUGUAUUAUAUAAAGUAUUUAAGGACUAUGGCACGCAUACACAGACACACACACACAGACGGACUA